Molecule: messenger RNA, 360 nt
Organism: Salvelinus sp. IW2-2015
Lineage: Eukaryota; Metazoa; Chordata; Actinopteri; Salmoniformes; Salmonidae
Source: RefSeq, a predicted model, not a curated record
GCUGGUGCAGUAACCUCCAUAGCGCCCCCUGCAUGUGUGGAGUACCCUGCAGACUGGAGUCUGAAGACGCGUCUCCUUUUCACCUCCCUGCUCCCCUUCUCCUGGGCUGUACAGCCCAGAGCUACAGAGGAGGCCCAGGGUCUUACCCAGCACUGGUAGAGGACAAUACACUACUGUACCACAGAGUAUACAGGUAGUGUUAUACAUGUUACACACACAGACACACCAAUGACAACCCCAAGGCAAAGGAGUACUGGUACCUGAGGAGCUUUACUAGCAACACAAAUAUAUUGUACUCAGUCUGUCUCUCACACUCUGAUACUCACUUCUCUGUGUUCCUCUAGGACCCUCGGACACUGC